AUGUUGAUAAAGGAGUAGUUUCACUUUAAAUAGUACAUUUUAAUACUUCUUGCUAUAGUAUUUUUCUAAGGUACAAGCUGUUUUAUAUUUGAUGGUGGAUACUUUGGUGUUAUUGGUAGAAUGAGCUUUUAAGAGAGAUUUAUAUAUACAACUUCUAAUGUCCUAGGCUUUUGUUACUAUCCAAGAAAUGUAUUGUUUGCAACCACUCUAUUACUUUAAAGAGACAUUAAUAGAAGCUAGAUGAAGAAAAAAUCAAUUUCUGAUUAGAGUCUUAUUACUUACAGCUUAAAUCUAAAACCUCUAGAGGAUCCUCUUCUUUAUUAUAGUAAGGUUUAUAAAAAAUCAAACGUGACUCGUAUACCUCUUAUUACUCAUAGAGUAUGGAUUACUAGUAAUGAAUCUCCUAUAGAAUUAACUAAUUUUCUAAGAGAGCAACUACUCUAAAAUCUAAAUAAAACUUAUUAUAAUCUUGAUUCAUCUGCAGCUUAGAGAGGACUAAAUUGGACUCAUUACCUAUGGAUACAAGAUAAAAGUCUAUUGCCUGAAACAGUAUAAUUAUUUCAAAGCUAUGGUGUAGUUGUGAAAGAAUUGAAAGAUUUGAAAUUGUUUGAUGAAAAAACAAAGUUCUAAUUUGACUUUUACCUCUAAGAUUUCAAAGCAGCAGCAGCUGCAAGUGAUUUAAUGAGAGGCGUUGUAGUCGCUGAGCAUGGUGGAAUUUACUUUGACAAUGACUUUAAAAUUGAUGAAUGGGAUUACAACAUUAAUUAUCUUUUUGAUUACUAUGGAAUCAGUUUGUACCUUUGGGCAGCAAGAUUUACGCUUAAUGGUUUUUUCGCAGCUAAAAAAGGCCACCCAAUUGUAGUUCACUAUAUGGAACAAAUGAAAGAUUCAUUCUCUUUGAUUGAAGAAGAAAGACCUCAUUACAUGAAUGAAUGUAUUUUCAAAACAACUGCAAUGAUAAUGUUUGGAACUGGACCAUCUGUUUUAGGAGCAACUGCUUACAAUUUCAUUAACUAAGAUGGCAAUUAAGAUUAUAUAGUUUUUGAGUAUAAUGAAAUGUCUGAAACAUAAACUACUAUGAUUGAUGAAAACGGAGAAGAGAAACCAGUAACUAUUAAAUUGAAUGGAAGGGAUGGAUAUUCGGCUUCAUGGCUAAAUGAUUUUAGAGAUUACUCAAAGUUUGGAUGGAGUGAUUUAAACUAAUUUAAUUGA
Molecule: messenger RNA, 1212 nt
Organism: Stylonychia lemnae
Lineage: Eukaryota; Ciliophora; Spirotrichea; Sporadotrichida; Oxytrichidae
Source: the annotation of a GenBank genome assembly